CCAAUUUGUCACUCAGUGGCUGAAAACUGAAGCCAGAGCUCAACUCUAUCCUCAUCUUCCUUGUUCCUCCAUGGAAACACUCUCGAGCUCUAUCUCAACUCUCAAAGUCCCAAGCACCCUUCUCUCAACUCCAUCUCGUGAAGUCCUCCACCAUUUCAAAGCUUCUCACAACACCCACAAACUUCCUCCACAAACCCACCUCCACAAACCCACCACCACCACCACCAAAACCACCUCUUUCACUCAAAAGCCUCUAACUUUAUCAACACCCUCAUUCUCAAUCCCCACCACCCUCUUCUCAGCUCCAACUCUCCACAGUAACCCAGCUUCUGGGUAUGCAGCUGCUCUUUUGGACAUUGCUCAGUGCAACAGGAACCUUGAUUUGGUUCACAAGGAUGUGAAGAGGUUCUUGUUGUUGCUCCACAACAAGCAGGUUGAAGCAGUUUUGGGAAGCCCAUUUGUGGGGUUGGAGGAGAAGGGCCAAGUGAUGAAGCUGGUGGCCCAGAAGGGGAAGUUCAACAAGCACUUGGUGAGCUUGGUGAAGAUGUUGGUUGGGAAAAGUAAAGUUGGGAAAAGUAAAGUUGGGAAAAGUAAAGUUGGGAAAAGUAAAGUUGGGAUUGUGAAGAAUGUGUUGGAGGAGUUUGGGAGGAUAUAUAGUGAGCUAUCCGGGGCUAAUCAAGGAUUGCUAAUAGGGAUGUGAAGGUCGAGGUAAGGAGUUUGGUUUAUCAUGAAUCUUAAACUUGUUGGUUAUAUUUAGUUUGCUGUAUUAUAAUACCACAAGCAAUUAUAAAGAUUGCAAUCUGCAAUCUCGAAAGAGAA
Argentina anserina (silverweed cinquefoil) is the source of this 819-nucleotide messenger RNA. RefSeq lists its product as uncharacterized. Gene Ontology annotation, molecular function: proton-transporting ATP synthase activity, rotational mechanism. NCBI's taxonomy places the organism in Eukaryota, Viridiplantae, Streptophyta, Magnoliopsida, Rosales, Rosaceae. Bases 71 to 700 code for a protein of 209 amino acids. The transcript has a single exon. The record is from RefSeq and is a predicted model, not a curated record. Gene Ontology annotation, cellular component: chloroplast thylakoid membrane. Gene Ontology annotation, biological process: photosynthetic electron transport in photosystem I; photosynthetic electron transport in photosystem II; proton motive force-driven ATP synthesis.